Amoebophrya sp. A25 is the source of this 3104-nucleotide messenger RNA. The record is from the annotation of a GenBank genome assembly. Lineage: Eukaryota; Dinophyceae; Syndiniales; Amoebophryaceae.
CUGUCGUCAAUGAUCAAGAAGAAGUAGCUGCAGAAGACCGAGUUGGAGAGAAUCUUCAGGCGGACCAGGAAGAAGACGCUGAAGCUGAACAAGUGGAUGUCGCUCACACUGAAGCCGAACAAGAAGAUGUUGAUCACGCAACUCCAAAGUUAAGGCUCAGCUUUCAAUGGUCAUUGGGGUUGGUCACUGAGAUCCCUCUUGAGAGAACAGGGGAAAAUGAAGGAAAAGCAAAGGGAGAGGCAUGGGGCCCAUUUCUUUCAGAGUCAGUGACCAUUGAAUGCUGAGCUUUAACAAAGGCUGAUGAACAAGAAACGGAAAAUGAAGGCGAUCACGAGGAACACGGGCAGCAAGUAGAGAAUCCUACAGAAGAAGAUACUACUUCUAAAGCUGCUGCUGCAGAAGAACAAAGCGCUGCCUCGUCCAAGCAACAUCAACAUCAAGACGACUCAGAUGAUGACGAAGAAGGAAGUGAGAUGGUAGCAGAGCAUCCCAUGCCUGCUGAUAACGAAGUAGACUGCUCUACUGAGGGAGGAAGAGCUUCGCCACCAGAAUCAGCGUCUGCUAAGGCGUCCAGCUAUGGUUCCAAGCCUACGGUUUGUGGACUCGAUUUCAAAUCCGCUCCACCUCUAAAGCGAGUUGGCAACAGGAAAAUUCGAGUUAUGGCCAAGCUCAUCCCCAUCUCGCUUCCUCCGCUUCUAUCGUCUACUAAAAGCAACACAUUAUAAAUAUUUCGAACAAGAACAUCAAGAUAGAAACAUGAUUCAUACUUCUUGUCCACAACAACCUCUUGUCUGUUAUUUUAGUUACAUCAUCUUUGUUGCUCGAAGAUGUGAAGAUCCUCUUCCCUUUUGCUUUUCCAAAAUGAUCUUCAAAAUUCGUAUUUAUAUCCUCAAUUUUUCUAAUCCCUGUGUCCCAGUCGGCGCCGUUCUUCCAGCAGCUGUGGCGAAAGCAGGAGCGGCCAAGGCUGGCGCACCUGUCAAGUCAUCAGACAAGUCGACAUCCAAGGACGCCUUACCGUUACCUCAAUCCAAAGCGAGUGGGCCUAAACCUGUUGCGGCUAAGGUUGCAGCACCCAUUCGACCUUUAAGUAGUGGUGGCGUGCCGCCCAAGGCUCAAGGCGGGAGUACGCAGAGUCAGAGGACACAACGCACUGUGUCUGGUGGGAAUGGAGGUGGCAUGCAGCAAGGAGGAUAUUUUGCCGGCUCCCAACAACAACAGCCAUAUGGCAAUCAAAUGCCGAACAACCAGCAUGGUGGUGUCCUCAUGCCUCCUGGAGGUAACAUGAUGUAUAACAACAACAACUACAACAACAUGGGACAAACUGGACCUGGUACACCGCAACAAAUGCAGCCUUGUUUUCAACAAAUGCAACACAACAACAUGGGAAAUAAUUACGGAGGCGGUAUGGCUCCACAGCAGCACAUGGGUAAUGGAAUGAACAACCAGGGUGCACAUAUGAUGAACCAGCAGAUGCAUAUGAACAACAACAGCAUGGCAGCUCGCAUGAUGCAACAAGGCAAUGUUAAGACUGACGAUAUUUGUAAUCCAUCAACAUGAUCAUCUAUCGAUCUCGUCCAGAGGCACGGAUAAUCUUUCUGACUGUCUCUCUGUUUUCCCCUUAGGUACUAUUGAGAGGAUGAAGAGCGUGAACGGAAGUAAAGAUUUGAUAGGUACAACACGUACAUGAUAACCACUGUCUAACGACUGUCAAUAGAUACUGACUUCCUCUAAUAAUGGCUAUGCGCAGCACAACAAUAUGGGUGGAGGGAAGCAAGGUAUGCCAAUUAUGCCACCACAUGGUCAGCAUGGUAGAGGUGGUAAAGGCGGCAGAAAAGGAGGCGGCAACGGAAGAGGCAAAGGAAACGGAAAUAUGGGCGGAGGACGUAUUAUUUUUAUUAUUUUUGGUUAAUACAUUUUUCAUCAAUCAAUUUCACUUUUUCAAUGGUAGUUAAACACGAUUCACGAUGUGGAACUCAUUGUAGUUAUGUCACAAUCCUGUUUCAACCGAAUAAACACCUUGAUGUCGACACUUGCCCAUUUUAAUGUUGCAUAGCUACUACAACCACGAUCUUCAGGUCAUCCAGGACCAAGUCUUGCGCGUGGACACUAUGUUGACCCCAAUAUCGAUGGUGUGCCGAUUAGCGCUCCCACUGGUACUUGAUUUUACUUUUCACAAUGUACGAGGACUCGACUGAGAACAAUUUGUUUGACUAGCCUUUGACAUCCAAUCAUCGGAUGUCACAUGAUCCACCACGUUCUUCACGUUUCCCAUCUUAUUCUUUUCGACAUCAAAUAAGUAGUCUAGAGUAAGGUAAUUAACGGGUUCUGGGUUGCUCGAGUUGGUGAGGUGAAGGGCUUCCAAUUCUGGAACGAGUUGCAACGAGUUGCCAGGAGAAGCCCGGCCCAUGAAAAUGGGCGACGCGGGGCGGUGUGGGCUCAGAAGUGCUUGCUCGGCAUACUGGGGGCCGUCUUCGGGACCUACUUCGCAAAAAAAGGCGGGGGGGGCGCUGCCUCCUUCUGUUUGGGAUCGAUGUUGCUGCGGGUGCAGAGUUUCGAGUCGGGGCCGGGUUUUCGCCCCGCUGUGUUGCGGGGUGAGUGAGGAGCUCUUGCCGGGUUGGGUUUGUGGCCGGCUUGCGGCUGAAGGAUGCGGCGACGAUAUAGAGGAAAACGCGGCGAAGGCUAAUGUGGGGGCGGGUAGCGGUGUGCUUGGUUUCACACACUGGUCGUGUGCAUCUGGGUGGGCUGGUGUGGUACAUGCCACACCCCCCAGGGUCCCCGCGUUGGGUUUUUUUGCAAGCAUCCGACUGCCCUCACUUGGUUGUCUCCCGUUGUGAAUGCCCCUCCUACCAAUCUGGUGGGGCGUUCUUGUUCUCUACUUCAUAACACCUCGGCAAGGGUGCGCCCGCAGGGCGCAGCGAGAAAAUUUUUCACGAGCAACCCGAGAAGCUGGACCCGAUAUGGGUCAAAAACAGCCUAAUCCUAAAAUGUGAAUAGAACUCCUUUACCUUGCAGGUGGUGGAGGGAGAAAUCGUGGUAUGAGCCGAAAGGGAGGAAAGGGCCGAAAGGGGGUGAAUAAGCCGCCUCAACGUGGUGCGCCAUAUUGA